AUGUCGGCGCCGCCCGCGCUGCAGAUCCGCGAGGCGAACGCGCACCUGGCGGCCGUGCACAGGCGCGCGGCGGAGCUGGAGGCGCGGCUGGACGCGGCGGAGCGCACGGUGCGCGCCCAGGCCGAGCGCCUGGCCCGCCACGACCAGCAGCUGCGCGCCGCCCUGGACGAACUGGGCGGCGCCAAAGACCGCGAGAUCGCCGCUCUGCGGGAGCAGCUGCUGACCGCCGAGGCCGCAGUGCGCCAGAGAGACGAGCUCAUCCGCCAGCUGCAGCCCCGGGCCGAGCUGCUGCAGGACAUCUGUCGGCGCCGGCCGCCGCUGGCCGCGCUGCUGGCCGCCCUGGCCGAAGCCGAGCGCCUGGGGCCCCUGCCGGCCGGCGACCCUGCCGGGCCCGGCCCGCCCCUUGCCAACAGCGCUGGGGAGGAGCCGGCCGGCGGGCACCUGCAGCCUGCGGUGUUCGGGACCACGGUGUGAGCUCCGGAGCGCGGGGAGGAGGCUGCGGCCGGGGAGCCACAGCCCCGGCGAGCGCCAGGACCGACGGCUGAAAGGCCGCUCCAAAUGGGGCGCAGCGGCUCACCGCACGGGUUUAGCCCGGUUUGAUCUUACCUUUUCAUCCCAGACCGGAACUGGGAGCCUCAAAGCUCGUGCCGUCUCUGUCUGGUUCGUUUUUCGCCGUGGACGCGUUUCCCCCGACGCCUGUCCUCCCGUCUCUAACCCCGACUGGAGAGCAGGCAGCCAGGCUGCCCAGGGAAACGCUCGCGUUACCUCUCCUCGCUGGUGCCGGCCCCAGGGCCUUUGCACAGGACCUUCUCCCGAGCCUCACCUGGAGCCCGUCGUACUCCCCGCUGCACUCCCUGCUGGCCUCUUUCAUGGUCAGAGUGUGAGCUCCACAUGGACAGUUUUUGUCUCGUUCUGCUUGUCACCAGUGCCUGUCACAGCCCGGGAGCCCCGGCAGGCCUGGGGGGUGGGGGGCCCUGGAGGGAGCCAGAGCCCCCCAGGACAUCCCACGAGGCGCCCUGGGCCAACCUAGCGUUGCAGCCAGCACCCAGCUCCCUCGGGUAUCCCCUAGAGAGUCUAUUUUUUCAUUCCUCGUUUUUACAACCGUCCCUCCUGGCCCGACAUGGGGGGGGGGGGGGAAGGCGAGAACCCAUGCCUUCCAGUGCGUGGCCUGGCCUUGUCACUCAGGGAGUCGUCACGCCAGGAACUGCCCCAGGGAAGGGCAGCUGCCACCCAGCCUCGCCCCCAGUGCAGGAACAAUGGCCCCAUUCUCCCCUCUGGAUGAGUGCGGUGGGGGCUAUAUGUGCUCUGAAAUAAACCGGAUGCCUUCUCAGCCUGGGUCCUCGGCCUUCCUUCCCUGCCCGGGGGCCUGCUGGGUGGCCAGGCACAGGUGUGCAGCCACCUCCCACUCUGGAGUUCCUGGGGCAAUUCCUAGCCCGCCCCACCCCCGAUGCUGGGGACA
Messenger RNA from Lepus europaeus (European hare), 1459 nucleotides. It is a transcript of the gene VMAC, whose product is annotated as vimentin type intermediate filament associated coiled-coil protein. NCBI's taxonomy places the organism in Eukaryota, Metazoa, Chordata, Mammalia, Lagomorpha, Leporidae. Bases 1 to 474 code for a protein of 157 amino acids. The record is from RefSeq and is a predicted model, not a curated record. The transcript is spliced from 2 exons.